GGCUCGCGCUCGACCUGCGGCGCCGGUCCCGCCGCCUGGGCCCCGGGCCCGGCCCCUUCCGCGCCGCCCGGGCGAUGAGAAGCUGCUUCUGCGUGAGACGGAGCCGGGACCCGCCGCCGCCGCAGCCGCCGCCACCGCCGCCCCAGCGGGGAACAGAGCAAUCCGCCAUGCCUGAAGUCAAAGACCUUUCAGAAGCCUUGCCAGAGACGUCAAUGGAUCCCAUCACGGGAGUGGGGGUGGUGGCUUCUCGGAACCGAGCCCCGACAGGCUACGACGUAGUUGCACAGACAGCAGAUGGUGUGGAUGCUGACCUCUGGAAAGACGGCUUAUUUAAAUCCAAGGUUACCAGAUACCUGUGUUUCACAAGAUCAUUUUCCAAAGAAAAUAGCCAUUUAGGGAACGUGUUAGUGGACAUGAAGCUCAUCGACAUCAAGGACACUCUGCCUGUCGGCUUCAUCCCAAUUCAGGAGACGGUAGACACACAGGAAGUGGCUUUUAGGAAGAAGAGGCUGUGCAUUAAAUUCAUCCCACGGGACUCAACCGAAGCUGCCAUUUGUGACAUUCGGAUCAUGGGCCGGACCAAGCAGGCCCCUCCUCAGUACACGUUCAUUGGGGAGUUGAACAGCAUGGGGAUCUGGUAUCGAAUGGGCAGAGUACCAAGAAAUCAUGACUCAUCUCAACCCACGACGCCUUCCCAGUCAUCAGCUGCUUCCACCCCAGCCCCCAACCUUCCCAGGCACAUCUCUCUCACGCUCCCUGCUACCUUCCGAGGCAGGAACAGCACUCGGGCUGACUAUGGGUACCAGCACUCCAAUCUGUAUGCCAUAUCAGCAAUGGAUGGUGUGCCAUUUAUGAUUUCAGAGAAGUUUUCUUGUGUUCCAGAAAGUAUGCAGCCCUUUGAUCUCUUGGGAAUCACCAUCAAAUCUCUGGCAGAAAUUGAAAAAGAGCAGUUUGAUACUCAUGGAACUGAGGCUCAAAGGAGGGACUCUGAUGAUCUCAGAACUCAGAUUCCACCUGGGCCUGUCGGGGAGUUCACAGCCCCUCCCUUGGAGGAAGGGAGCACAGAGCGACAAGAAAGACGCAGGUUCCUGAGACGGUGUGCAGUCGAAAUCUUGGACACCUAAUGACACAUUUCUGUCCAGGAAGAAAUUUGAACUCUGAAACCGAACUUGAUUAAACCCCAAACUGCUGAGACCUUGCCCACUGGGACCGCUCGGGGACUUUGACUUCUGGGUGUCAGAGCUUAAUUAAAAUAUUCAUCCAGCUGCUCUCCCCUCGCCAAGGGGGCCCAGAGGAAUUAAACCAAUAAGCCUAAUUCUAUUAGUUCACCUGCCUGUGUACACAGAGAUGCGGAAGACCAUUUACGGGUUCAGAAAAAAAGCACCAGACCCACCCUGCAGAUUCAGCGUGGGCCGUCACUGCAUCAGCGAAACGGUCCCCUAAACAGAGUUCCACGUAACACUCAGGAGUCUCAGCUCCUGGCUCUAAACACAUGCAGAUAUUUUAAAAUUCUCUUUCAAGAAAACAAAAAUGCCAAGCAAGUCACUGUAAGGAUUUAUGAGUGUGUGUUAUGAUUUAUAUGUCGUCUAUAAUAACAUGUAACAUUUACUGAAUUCUCUGUGCCGCUGGGCUGAGCCUUUCCCAUUCAUGUCUCAAGGAAAUCUUCACUUCCACUCUGUGAAGUAAACACCAUUACUAUCCCCACUUGACAGAUGAGGAAACUGAGGCUCCAUGAGACGAAGUGGCUUGAAGCCCAGAUUUCUCAGACCACAGAGUCUGAGCUCCUAACCCCUAAUAUAAUGAUGGCUUUCCUGACAUCUUGAUCUUUGUUUUAAAUUUUAAUUAUUUUAUAUCUGCCCUACACACACACAGUAUAAAAUUCAGAAGGUAGAGAGGCUGUAAAGGGGAAAGUCAGCCUUGCUCUCACCCUUCCUCGGUCCCUUCCCCAAAACAGUCUCUUUGGACAGUUUCUAAUGUCUCCUUCCAGAGUUGAGGCUUAUUCCAACAAGU
This is a messenger RNA of Lagenorhynchus albirostris (white-beaked dolphin), 2010 nucleotides long. It is a transcript of the gene MVB12B, whose product is annotated as multivesicular body subunit 12B. The coding region runs from base 75 to 1124 and encodes 349 amino acids. Gene Ontology annotation, biological process: viral budding; virus maturation; regulation of epidermal growth factor receptor signaling pathway. Lineage: Eukaryota; Metazoa; Chordata; Mammalia; Artiodactyla; Delphinidae. Gene Ontology annotation, cellular component: late endosome; ESCRT I complex. The record is from RefSeq and is a predicted model, not a curated record. The transcript has 11 exons.